GGUAUGGUGUGACAUGGGAAAGUACGCGGAGAGAUAGUCCGUAUCUGAGCAUUGAAAAAGCCCUUCUUCCGUAACCCCGUGGCUUGUAGUGCGCAGUGACGAGGUGGUGGCUUAUUUACCUAACUAUUAAACCACAUUUGAAGAGACGAUAUUGCAUGUAGCCUGAACAUGGCCAAAGAAGAUACAAGACGAUCUGGAUACUCUCCGAUUGGAAGGCAAGCAGUAAAUAUAACCUCUCGACCUGACUGGGGAGCUAUGGACCCCCGGAGUCAAAAGGAAAUGAGGGAACCCGCCAAGAGGGUAGUCAUCCACCACACGACAAUCGGGAAUUGUGCUACUGCACAGGAUUGUAUGGCACAAGUAAUCCAUAUACAGAGGAUGCACAUGAGGGAUAGAGACUUUGAUGACAUCGGUUACAGCUUCUUAGUCGGGCAAAAUGGGAUGUUAUAUGAGGGACGCGGAUGGGGCAUCGUGGGAGCGCACAGCAAAGGACAUAACCUGGACUCUGUUGGCAUCGCCUUCAUGGGCAAUUUUAACGAUGAUGUUCCUACUUCUGCAGCUUUGUCAUCCGUCAAACGCCUUCUACAGGAUGGGGUGUUACAGGGCUUCUUGGUCUCCAAUUACACCAUUUUGGGACACAGGGACUUGGCGAGUACCGAGUGCCCCGGAAAUAAACUUUAUUCUGAGAUACAACGCCUCAGGUGUGAUAGGGAAUAGGCCUGCUGACAUUCUGUAUUUAUUUUUUUUUUAUCUAUUUUUCAUAUUUUAUCUAUUUGAUCUAUAUUAUAUUUUAUAUAAUUAUCUAAGACCAGUAUACUGACAUAUUUUAUUUACGCGUUGCUGACACAUGUUUUGUUCUAAAAAAAAAAAACUCCAACCUCUAAAUUGUGCGACUUGUGUGUGUGAUGGAGGCGGGGGUUAUAAUGUGUAGGCUAUUUAUGUCCAAACGUAUUAUUUAUGGUCGAAACAUUAGCUAAAUGUUUACGUUUUGAGAUUUUUAUUUUAAAAUGUAUUUUUAAUGUGGAAUUUUCAUUAAUAAAGGUAAAUAAUUAGA
Messenger RNA from Sardina pilchardus (European sardine), 1054 nucleotides. It is a transcript of the gene pglyrp5, whose product is annotated as peptidoglycan recognition protein 5. The transcript has 4 exons. Bases 169 to 717 code for a protein of 182 amino acids. Gene Ontology annotation, molecular function: zinc ion binding; peptidoglycan binding; N-acetylmuramoyl-L-alanine amidase activity. Gene Ontology annotation, biological process: peptidoglycan catabolic process; innate immune response. NCBI's taxonomy places the organism in Eukaryota, Metazoa, Chordata, Actinopteri, Clupeiformes, Clupeidae. The record is from RefSeq and is a predicted model, not a curated record.